Molecule: messenger RNA, 1677 nt
Organism: Drosophila grimshawi
Lineage: Eukaryota; Metazoa; Arthropoda; Insecta; Diptera; Drosophilidae
Product: membrane-bound alkaline phosphatase
Exons: 3
Coding region: 46-1635 (529 amino acids)
Biological process (GO): dephosphorylation
Molecular function (GO): alkaline phosphatase activity
Source: RefSeq, a predicted model, not a curated record
CAGUUGUCACUAAUAUCUAGAACUCGUAUCACCUUAACUUGUAAGAUGCUGUGUGGAAAACAGCUAAUCCUAAUCGUUGUCCUGGCCGUAGUAGCAUUGGCUACGGCAUCAGACGGAGUGCACGAUGUCCGCGAACUGACAGGCGCAUCACUAGUGCAGCCUGCCUUCUCCACAGAUGUGGCCAUCGGAAAGUAUACGCCACCGGAAGAAAUGGAUCGCAAGUUUUGGUACGAUCUGGCGAAUAAAGAGCUGGCCGCAAGAUUAAAGUUAACGCAGCCGAAUACGAAGAAGGCCAAGAAUUUGAUACUCUUUCUCGGUGAUGGCAUGUCGCUGUCAACCGUGACGGGAGCCAGAAUCCUAAAGGGUCAGCGUCAGGGGCAUACUGGCGAGGAGGCCUCGCUGAGCUUUGAGACUUUCCCCCACACCGGGCUCAGUCGGACCUACUGCAGUAAUGCACAAGUGCCGGACUCUGCUUGCACGGCGACCGCAUAUCUGUGCGGCGUGAAAACGAACAUCAUCAAUAUUGGCGUCACGGCUGCGGUCAGCUUCAACAAUUGCACAGAAAGUCAGGAUCCAGCUAAUCGGUUGACCUCCAUUGCCGAAUGGGCGCAAAAUGCUGGCAAGGCGACGGGCAUUGUAACAACAACAACGCUGACGCAUGCGAGUCCAUCGGGUGCCUAUGCCAAGACUGCGAAUCGCAUGUGGGAAUGUGAUACGGAUGUGAAAGACUAUGACGUCGACCCCAAAACAUGUAUUGAUAUGGCCACACAGCUUAUCACCCAAAUUCCUGGCAAGAACUUUGACGUUAUGCUCGGUGGCGGCAUGGGCAAGUUCCUGCCCAAAACCAUUCAGGAUGUGCAUGGCAAUCAAGGCGAACGCUCAGAUGGCAUCAAUCUGCUCUCGCGCUGGCAGGCACAGCACCCUGGCGGCGUUUUGGUUAGCAAUCGGAAUCAUCUGCUCAGCGUUAAUGUGUCAUCCGUGAAAAGCAUUAUUGGACUGUUCCAGUCCGAUCUGAUGGACUUUAACAUGGAAGCGGAUGCCAGCUAUCAACCGACGCUAUCCGAGAUGACGGAGGUGACCAUCAAGAAGCUGAGCCAAAAUAAAAACGGUUACUUUGCUUUCAUUGAAGGUGGACGCAUCGACCAUGGCAAUCACUACAACCAGGCAGGUUAUGCUCUGGACGAGACGCUGGAGUUUGAAAAGGCCAUUAAGCUAGCAAGGGAUUUAACAAACAUCGAGGAUACGCUGAUUGUAGUCACAUCGGAUCACGGGCAUACCUUAUCCAUUGCCGGCUAUCCGGGUCGUGGCACUCCAAUCUUGGGCCUCAAUAACCAUGACAGAGAUGUCAAUGGUGUGAAGUACACUGUGCUCAACUAUGCCGCUGGCCCCAAAAACUAUCUGGACAAGAAGGGGCAGCGCAUCGAUCUAACCAACAAGAUCGGCGCCAAUGACUUCGUAUUCCCCAGCUACAUUACCAAGGAUAUUGGAGUACAUUCGGGCGAAGAUGUUGGCAUAUUCGCGUCGGGGCCACAGAGUCAUCUCUUCACUGGCAUGAUGCAGCAGUCUACGAUUCCCCAUCUGAUGGCCUAUGCCGCCUGCAUUGGCAACGGACCCAAGCUCUGUGAUGCCAAAUAGAGUUGCAUUACAAAAAUAAUAUUAAUAAAGUCAGCAAAACCA